Messenger RNA from Gossypium raimondii (Peruvian cotton), 4931 nucleotides. Its product is annotated as increased DNA methylation 1. The coding region runs from base 389 to 4816 and encodes 1475 amino acids. Gene Ontology annotation, molecular function: acyltransferase activity, transferring groups other than amino-acyl groups; DNA binding. The record is from RefSeq and is a predicted model, not a curated record. The transcript has 9 exons. NCBI's taxonomy places the organism in Eukaryota, Viridiplantae, Streptophyta, Magnoliopsida, Malvales, Malvaceae.
UAAGUGAGAAAAGCGAAGUGGAGAGAGAGAGAGAGAGAUGUACAUAUACCAUGACAUAUACAACACUCUCGUGGAUCUGUUAUACUGUGGAGCACUAUUUGGGUUUUGUUAAAGGCUUUCAGUUUCAAAACUGCGGCUUUGGUUCUUUGUAUCUUAAGCUGAUGAAGGCAAAGCAAAAAGAUAGAAGAAAAACCCUAUUUUUCUGCCAUUUUUGAAGCUUUAUAUUAAGAUUCAUCUAUAUUUUAUUUUAUUUUAUUUUUGAGAUGAACCCAUUUCAGUUUUUCAGCUCUUGAACCCUAAAGUAAAGUUUGUUCCUUGAUCUACUUUUGCAUGUUGAUCAGAACAUGCAUUGUAAAGAUUGUGCAAAGCAGGUUUGCCUUUAGCAGAGAUGUCGUUUAGUGCAGAUACGGAAGAUCUGCAUGAUGAUGGUUUUGAGGGGUCACAUGACGAGCAUGGCAUUUUUUCGAAGGUUUUCUUUGAAAAUGGUGUUGGCAGCACAAGUAAAAGAUGUCCUGUUGCUGGUGUAGAUAAUUUUGAAUGUAAGCAUAGCAAGAAAUUAGAUGCAUCAUUGUGUUCAAAUAGUGCAAAUUCAGCUGUAACAAGCUGGUCUUGCUCGAAAAAUUUAUGCCAGGAGGAUACUAACGCAGUAAUUGAGAGUUAUGGUGGAGUUUGUGCAUUGGGUAGCUUUCUUGACAGAAAUGCUCUGGCUGAGAGAGAUGACCUGGAUGCAAGUGUCAAGCGAAUUAAGUUUUCUGCAGCUGAAGUUUCUAGGGAUAAAGCGGAAAGGAGAAUGGUUUUGCAUGCACCAUUGCAGCAGAACGAAAUUGUUAGUGGAUUGUACUCGAAAUCUCUGGGUUCUGUUUAUCAGAAAGUUACACCUGAUUUAAUUGAAUCAUCUGCUCAGGGGUUUACAUCUAGUGGCCAUCUGUUGAAGCAGUAUGUGAAAGGGGGCAGAGGUACUAAAACGAAAGAUAAGGAUAUUACCAAGUCUAGGAUACAAGACUUAGAUGCAAGUGACAGAAAAGCAGUGAUAGGUAAAGCUAUAGCUUCACCAGUUUCACAGGAGAGCUUUGCAUCAAAGCUUGUGGUUUCUAGUCCUGCCGCUGUUGUGGAGAAGUUCGAGUCUCCUUUUAGUGUGGAGGAACAACUUAGUGGAUUUCAAUCAUCUGGAGUGGGCAGUUCUGAUAUAUCUGGGGUAAUAGACUCUAAGAAGGAUCCUCGUCCUCUUCUUCAGACCCAUGUUUUUCGCAUACUAAGAAGUGCAGGCUGGUCUAUUGAGAGACGUAAACGAUCCUGUAGGACUUAUGUUGAAACAGUUUAUAGAUCACCUGAGGGGAGGCUAUUUCGUGAAUUCCCUAAUGUUUGGAGGUAUUUUGGGCAGGUUUUGUUUUCUGAUAGCUGCAACUUCGUGCUGGAUAAUGAUGGUAAGAAAUGGACUGAUAUGAGCCAGUUCUGGUCUGAUCUAUUAGAUACAUUGGCGAAUAUUGAGAAAGAACUUAACCAACCUAAUGUUUCUUAUACAUUGGCUCAUUAUUGGGCUAUAUUAGAUCCCUUUGUGAAUGUUAUAUUUGUUAAUAGGAAGAUUGGUUCAUUAAGAAAGGGAGCUGAGGUUAAAGCAGGGAGCAGUUUAGCUACUCAAAUUAACAAGAAAAAUGGUGUUGUUUUAGCACGGAGAAAAAAUGUUACUAAGGAAAAGUUCUGUUCUCAGGGACAUAUGUCAACUCAGCUUCAUGAUUCUUCUCUGGCUGCUGAAAGCUCGUUGACAGCUUCUGAGAGGAGUUACAACACCUGUAAUGGCCUAUCCGGCAGUGGAAGUUUGUCAAGGGCAGUGAGACGUCUGAAAGGUGUACGUGUUCCUCAGGCAGACCAAGUAAGUAUGUGUUUGGAAGAUACUGCCAACAGGCCAGAAACUUUUGAUUGCAAGGUCAAAGGUCAGCGUAUUGCUUCAUCAUAUGCUUGUGGGUCAGAUAGCACCCAUGGCCUGCUAGGCAAUUUUAAGUAUAUUGAUUGUGUUGCAUCUGGGGAUGUUUCCGACAUACUUCAGGGUUCUGUAUCUGCUGCCCCUUACCAAUAUAGCAACAUAAGUUCUCCAAGUUCUAACAAACAAAGAUCUGAAUGUAACGUAAAAACUCCUUCUGAACUUCCAGGAGAUUUAUCAUUCGAGUCUCUGGAGGAAAAUGAUAAAUCAUCUGGAGCUCAAGAUACUGGCAAGGUUGGAAAGCUUCCACAGCAUUUACUGUAUGACCAUCCAAGUUACCUUAGUGAUGGCCUUCUGCAGUCUGGGUGUGAUGAGUACCAGUUUGAUAAGCUCACUGAUGCUCUGAAGUUUGAAACAAAGGAUGAAGGUUCUGCCCUGGGUGUUAUUUUGAAAAAGAAGGCUUGCAGGAGAUCUAGAAAGAUAUCUGAAAUUAGAUUAACCGCAUUAAACCAAAGUGGUUUUUUAUGGUCUUAUCCUCCUGGUAUGAAUGAUCAUCGUGAUACUAACAUAUGCCAGGCUGAGUUAAAUUCAAAAGAGGCCCAAGAAUCCUUUGUAACCAAAGGAAACCUACAGAAGUCCUCAUCUCUUGGCUCUUGCCUACAUCAAGUGAAGAAAAAAGGUUCGAAGUUUAAGAGGAGUUUUGGCACUCGUGAUGGUUCUAAAUACAGACAAAAGAAAUCAACUGAAUGCCAAAUUCAAGACGAUGACCUGUUGGUUUCUGCAAUAAUAAGAAACAAAGACUUAGGCUUGGGUGCUACCAGGUCUAAAUUGAAGGGCCCCAAGAAAAGACCUCGGACCAAGUUCAAGAGCAAGAAGAGCCGCUGCAAGUUGCUUCCUCGAAGCAUUGGUAAAGGAGGGAAGCAUAUUACUGAAAUUAAAUUGUAUAAUAUCGGAUCCAGGACUGUGCUCUCGUGGUUGAUCUUAGCUGGGGUUAUUUCUCUGAAUGAUGUCAUUCAAUAUCGGGACCCCGAGGAUGAUUCUAUCGUGAAAGAUGGUCUUGUUUCCUGGGAUGGAAUAGUGUGCAAUUGUUGCAAUAGGGUGCUAUCAGUUUCUGAGUUUAAGACUCAUGCUGGAUUCAAAUUCAAUCGUCCCUGCAUGAAUCUUUUCAUGGAAUCUGGUAAACCUUUCACUUUAUGUCAGCUGCAGGCAUGGUCUGCUGAAUACAAGACCAGGAAAAAUGGGAUCCAGAAGGUGGAAGCAGAUGACAAUGAUCAAAAUGAUGAUUCUUGUGGUCUAUGUGGGGAUGUUGGUGAACUGAUUUGUUGUGACAACUGCCCUUCUACUUUUCAUCUGUCUUGCCUGUUUAUGAAGGAACUACCAGAGGGCAAUUGGUAUUGCUCAAAUUGCACUUGUCCGAUAUGUGGCAACUUUGUUAAUGAUAAAGAUGCUUCGAGUUCAUUUGAUUCAUUCAAAUGUUCGCAGUGCGAGCACAAAUAUCAUAAGGCAUGCCUGAAUGAUAAAAGUGAGCUUGAAGAAAAGGUUUCUGAUACUUUGUUUUGUGGAGGAAGCUGCAAGGAGCUGCACUUGGGUCUUAGUUCUCGUCUCGGGAUGAUUAAUCACCUCUCUAAUGGCUUUUCUUGGACACUUCUUAGAUGUAUUCAUGAAGAUCAGAAAAUUCAUUCUGCUCAAAGGUUGGCCCUGAAGGCAGAAUGCAACUCAAAACUGGCUGUUGCUCUGUCUAUCAUGGAAGAAUGCUUUCUGUCUAUGGUUGAUCCGAGAACAGGUGUUGACAUGAGGCCCCAUCUCAUGUACAAUUGGGGGUCAGAAUUUGCACGCUUGAAUUUUUCCGGAUUUUACUCUCUUGUCUUGGAGAAGGAAGAUGUGGUUAUUUGUGUGGCAUCAAUCAGGAUACAUGGUGUAACAGUUGCGGAGAUGCCUCUUAUUGCAACUUGCAGCAAGUACCGUCGUCAAGGAAUGUGUCGAUCUCUUGUAAACGUCAUUGAAGAGCUGCUGAUCUCAUUCAAGGUGGAAAAGCUUGUGAUAACUGCCAUUCCGAAUGUUGUGGAAACAUGGACCAAGGGUUUCGGUUUCAAGCUGGUGGAGGAAGAGGAAAGAAAAGCACUUAAUAAGAUCAACUUGAUGGUGUUUCCAGGAACAGUAUUGCUGUCAAAGCCCUUGUAUCAAUCCCAAAAAACAGAUGGGCAAUCAGAAACCGGCAAUACAUCAUGUUUGCAACAAGAUAACUCAAUUGAACAUUUGAGACGCGAAGAACUAACCAACGUAGGCAUUCAAGCUGUAGGAGAUCAAUUAGCCGAUUCAUUACAGCAUACCAUUUAUGCAAAAGAAGCUUGUGCAAAAAUAGUAACCGAGUUUGUUGGAGACAAGACUCUGCAAGAAUCGGAAAUCAAUGGUACAAAGGAAAUAGCCAAUGCCGGUGGAGAGGAGCUGUGUGAUAACUUGGCCUUACGAGUUAUAGAAGAAACUACUAGACUAGUUAUCUGUACGAAGGGAAAGUCGGCAGACGAAUCUGUACAAUGCGCUGAUUGUAAUUUUUUGUCUGAAGAAGUUAGGAUCAAGCUGGAGGAGCGGCCUAAGGUCAGGAGUUGUCAAGAAUAUCCUGCUGGAGAAACCAACUCCGUGUCCCAAACUGAUGGUUGCUGUGGAGACAAUGAAGCUGACACUGUAAUGAAAGUGGAGUCUGUGCAGCAGUCGGAUCCUGUUUGUGUCGAUAACCAUAGUGCUAAAAUCGAUGAAGGGGUAGUUGUGACGCCAGAACAGUUUUUGGAGGUGUCCUGUGAAGAACAAGAAAUGGCAUUAGCUUCUUCUAGUGUUAAGGAAUCAUGUAUUUGUAAUGGAACACAGGUGUCUGUAGGGGAAACAGCUGCUGAAAGACUGUGAAUUGGAUGUAUAAGUAACAAUGUAACUGUAAAUUUUAGAAAAUCCCUUUUCAUGUGCUAUUUUUCCCUGUUUUGGGUACAAUUCUAUGUUAUCAUAAAUGAUCUAUCUUUUUGAA